AUGGCAAACAAUCAAGCCCAGUACUUUCCUCGUAAGCCAUCAUCCGUACAACAGACAGANAUGGGUAUCGCUAAUGAACAAUCCCUAGCUCCUCCUCAAGAGCAGCAGAGCUAUUUUGCUCCUCCGACCUCACAUACACCUCCAACAAAUACACAGCACUAUCCACCUCCGCCAGCUGCCGAUCAACAUGACGGCGUAAGGAGCUCCUCCUAUUCAGCAGCUCCCCAACCGCAGCCAUUACCACAACAGCACUUCGCCCCUCCACCAGAGACCAAUCGUUUCUCGUACAACGCUGCUCCACAACCUAUUCAGACACAAUUCGUCUCUCCUCCGGCAUCGCCACCUCCACCUGCUGCCAACGUAGGCACACAUGAAUANCGAGCCAAGCCCUGUCUCACCACAGCAACAACCCCUACCUUACUACCCCGGCCCUCCUCAGAACACCCAGCCCAGCAUGGAGAGAGCAAANNGGAGCCUGCUAGACCUUCACUUAAUACUUCGCUGACGAGCAAUCUGGCUGGCGGUGCACCACCUCAGACACACUUUGUCGGAGCAGGCGCAACUGUCGACGACGUGGGUACCUUCAAUGGAGGAAGCUACAGAAUCAGCCACAGAGAUACGAAUACUAUUCUCACACUCCAGCUUGCUAUGGGCUGUCCUUUGACCGUCAAACCAGGAGCCAUGAUCGCCAUGUCCCCGACCAUGACCUUGCAAGGUGCGAUUAAGUUCUCCUUCAAGAAGUUGGUUGCCGGUGGUCAGAUGGCUACAUCAACCUACACUGGUCCUGGCGAACUCUUGCUCGCACCGGCUUCUCUCGGUGACAUCACCAACAUCCGACUCACCGGAGAAGAGACGUGGAACGUAGGCAAAGAUGCUUUCCUGGCUUGUACUCAGGGUGUCGUCAAGGAUUAUAAGGCUCAAGGACUCAGCAAAGCCAUGUUCUCUGGUGAAGGCUUCUUCGUCUACAAAGUCUCUGGCAUAGGCAUCCUAUGGAUCAGCAGCUUGGGUGCCAUCAUCCGAAAAGAUCUUCAACCAGGCGAAAAGUACAUCAUCGACAAUGGCCAUCUGGUUGCAUGGAACGCCAAGUACGUCCUAGAGCGUAUUGCGAGUGGUGGGAUAAUCUCCAAUUUGAGCGCCAGCGAAGGCUUGGUGUGCAAGUUCACGGGCCCUGGUACUAUCUUCAUGCAGACUCGUAACCCUGUGGAGUUUGCGACCUGGUUGUCGACCGAGGGUAGGGUCAAAGGAUAG
This is a messenger RNA of Aureobasidium vineae, 1248 nucleotides long. The record is from the annotation of a GenBank genome assembly. Lineage: Eukaryota; Fungi; Ascomycota; Dothideomycetes; Dothideales; Saccotheciaceae.